Molecule: messenger RNA, 961 nt
Organism: Paramecium octaurelia
Lineage: Eukaryota; Ciliophora; Oligohymenophorea; Peniculida; Parameciidae
Source: the annotation of a GenBank genome assembly
AUGCUUAAAAGAAUUGUGAAUUGGUUUCCUCGAUUCUCAUAUUAAUUUGGAGGAGUCCAAAAAUUUGUCAUGGAAGCAAAUGAUUUGUAGGAGAUAGAGAAAUUGAGCGAAGAGAGGAUGAUCUUUUUAAAUUGUUAUGCCUCUUGGUCCUCUGAAUGCAAAGAAUUCAAUAAAACAUUAUUGGGACAUCUGAGGCAGUAUGAGAAUUUGGGCACACUUCUUAAUGUCGACAUCGAUAAGAAUGAAGAAAUUAAGUAGUAAUUGCAGAUUCAAUCCAUCCCCUUUGUGGCUUUGGUUUAUAAGAACUCUUUCGUAGAUAUAUAUUAGAAAAAUUAAAAUUUAGAGAAUUUCAUUGCCUCUGUAGAUCGUCUAUCCAAAGAGAUAACUGGAGAGGAUGUACGCGAUAAGAUUAUAAUGGAAUUGAAUCAGCAUUCCUUCAAAGAAAAUGCCCAUGAAUUGAUUAAAUUAAGUGCUUCAAGUCUGGAAAAUGAAAAAUUAAAACAACAUUAUGAUAGAUUUAGACUAUACUAAGUUAAGGGACAUGUGCUAUUAGGGGAAUUCGAUAAGGCGGAGGCCUUGUUCAAAUAGAUUGAAACGAAAUCAGGAGACUAAGAAUUCAAUUAACUAUACUAGGAAAUCAGGGAAUUCUAUAAAAUGAUUAGGGAAUGGCAUGAAUUGCCUCAGACGAUAAAAGAGGAGUUGCAAGAAUUGGACAAGAGACCAGAUGAUUUGAAUUUGAGAUUCCAGAUUAGUGAGAAUGCCAUAAGUAAUAGGAAAUACGAUUUGGCUAUAGAUUUGUUGUUGGAUGUAUGAUUGAUUUCGAAUGUAGUUAGUAAGGAUUGAGAGGAAUUGGGAGGGCAGGAAGGCAUAGAGGAGAUUAUAAUAAAUUUUUAGUGAAUUGGGGUCGCAAAAUGAGAGAGUAAUUAGGGGUCGUCAUGAAUUGGCGUAGUUAUUAUAUUGA